This is a messenger RNA of Colias croceus (clouded yellow), 1194 nucleotides long. RefSeq lists its product as uncharacterized. NCBI's taxonomy places the organism in Eukaryota, Metazoa, Arthropoda, Insecta, Lepidoptera, Pieridae. The record is from RefSeq and is a predicted model, not a curated record. Bases 1 to 1116 code for a protein of 371 amino acids. The transcript has 6 exons.
AUGUGUCUAAUAAUACGUUGUUAUGUGCUGGUAGUAUUGUUCUCCUCAGUGCAGAGCCAUGGCCUCCUGCUGCUGUACCGGCCCAGGGACAUCAGUGAUGCGUGUGUCUUCUCCAAGCAUUUGAGAUACGAUCUGUCGUUUGGCAUGGGCAUGUCUGAUACUAUUACUUUGGUAUUCCGAACGCUAACAGAGAUCGACUACGGCUGCACCAUAGAAAUAGUAACCGAAUCGCCCAACGACCACCUCCUAGUGGUGGUGCGGUACCCUACCACCGUAAUCAGCAACUGCGAGCUGAACCGGGACGCCUUCACCAUGCUGAAGAAGUGGAGGUGCAUCCGCUUCUGUGACGUCACUGAUACCAACCACCAGACCCAUUAUUUCACCUUCCAUGUUAAGGAUCGGCUGCGGUUCCGAUUUGUCAGUAAUAGCAGCAUCAAUGCUGAUCUUAAUGCCCACUUCUACCAAGUGACGGUGACAUCAGCUCGUCGGAAGCCCCAGGGGGGUUGUCUCCUCAAAAACGAGACAGUGUGUACGGUUGGAGACGAUGACUUCUGCUUCACCAGCGGCGUGGUGUGCGACGGGAUUAAAAAUUGCGGCGUGGAUGACUGGUUCGACGAGCGUAAAUCUCAAUGUUCGCUACCCGUGGAGAGGCUGGGCUUCGCUCCCGUGGUGGCUGUGAUGGCGGCGGUGCUCUGCGCCCUCCUCGCGCUAGCCCAUAUCAUCCAGCGCUGCCUGCCGCCCCUCGCUGACUCCUUCUUCAUCUUCAACGCGAAUGAGGAUAACAGACUCUGUAUCGACCCCUUGCUGGUCCCCAGAGACGCGCCUCCACCUGACAUUCCCAUCACGAAACGGACAUCUAUAAUUCCGGUAUUCUCGAGCUCCUCCUCCGAGGAGAGUGGGGGGAGCCUGGAGACCGGGAUGGAUGUAGCUGACAUGGAGAUGCAGCCGAUCAGAAUUACUAGUCCACAAGAGGAAUUGUCGCCAACCGAGCAAGAAAUAAAGGAACCGGAGGCCACUCGCAAGAGCAAUCUGAAGUCUUUGACCGAGCGCCUGCAGGACACCUUUAGGUCUUUUACCCGACGACGCUCUAGCUCGCCCAAACCAAACAAUGUAUAGAUUCACUAUUUUGUAUUAAAUAUUUAUUAUAAAAUAUAUAAAAAAUCACACUUGUCUCAAUGGAAAUCACAUUUUUUU